This is a messenger RNA of Pundamilia nyererei, 2404 nucleotides long. It is a transcript of the gene foxn4, whose product is annotated as forkhead box N4. The record is from RefSeq and is a predicted model, not a curated record. The transcript is spliced from 10 exons. Gene Ontology annotation, molecular function: transcription cis-regulatory region binding; DNA-binding transcription factor activity, RNA polymerase II-specific. Gene Ontology annotation, biological process: regulation of transcription by RNA polymerase II. The coding region runs from base 222 to 1766 and encodes 514 amino acids. NCBI's taxonomy places the organism in Eukaryota, Metazoa, Chordata, Actinopteri, Cichliformes, Cichlidae.
UGUCAAACUCAUGGGAUCCUGCCCCCUGCACCAGUGGGAGCGCCGCUGAGGUCUCCACUGCGCAUGUCAGAGCGCUGGACAGCUCCAGAGAGGGAAAUUUAAAAACGGUUUUUCGAGAAUCAAGUGCAAUACAGUACAGCGGCUCAGCAGCGGCUCUCACAUUCUUCAGUAUCAACCAAAAACAGUGUAUUUUACUGCAGAGAUACUACAUAUCCCAGGAAAUGAUAGAAGGAGGAAUAACUUCCAGGAUGUCAGGAAUAACUGAGAAUGCUGGACAUCAUCCGUCUCCACAGGAUUACAGGCUUCUGACCACGGACCCCUCCCAACUGAGGGAGGAGGACCUCCCUGGGGACCUGCAGUCUCUGUCAUGGCUCACCUCUGUGGAUGUGCCCCGGCUGCAGCAGAUGGCUGAUAGCAGAGGCCACAGCAAUGGGCCCUCCCAGGGCAGCUUGCUGGAGCAACAGACAGCUCAGAUGAACAACAUGACUAUGACCACAAGUCAGGGGUCCAUGCUCCACCUCCAGAGCAAUAUGCAGCACAGCCCUCUGGGAAUCAGUAUCAUCAACACCCACAGUGGAAAUAUGUCUCCGUUCUCAAUGAAUGGGCUGCCUUCUCCAGGAUACCAGUGCCCUACCUCAGUCUACCAACCCACAUCCCAGCAGGUGUACUCUUUAAGCCAAACUGGACAGCAGUGUACCACUGGUGGACUCUAUAGCAAUGUCUCAUUCAACAACCAAAGUCUAUUCACACAACCUCGCCUGGCUCCACAAGAACAGGAGCUGCAGCCGAAGUCUUUCCCCAAGCCAAUCUACUCUUACAGCUGUUUGAUUGCCAUGGCUCUGAAGAACAGCAAAACUGGCAGCCUCCCAGUCAGUGAGAUCUAUAGCUUUAUGAAGGAACACUUCCCUUAUUUCAAGACUGCACCUGAUGGAUGGAAGAAUUCAGUCAGACACAACCUCUCCUUAAACAAAUGCUUCGAAAAGGUGGAGAACAAGACGAGCAGCUCAUCCCGUAAGGGCUGCUUAUGGGCAUUGAACCCCGCCAAAAUUGACAAGAUGGAAGAAGAGAUGCAGAAGUGGAAACGCAAGGACCUCCCAGCCAUUCGGCGCAGCAUGGCUAACCCUGAUGAGCUGGACAAGCUGAUCACAGAUCGCCCAGAGAACUGCAGACGAAAGCCUUUAGAGCCAGGCAUGACCCGGCUGAACAGCUGUCCAAAUGCCCUCCCACUGCCAGUCCCAGCCCAAAUGCAACCUCAACCUAUAGUCACGCUGUCCCUGCCGUGUUUACCCAUGCACCAGCACCACCAGCUUCAGGCCCAGCUUCAGGCUCAGGCUCGACUGGCCCCCAUGUCCCCUGCCCCAGCCCAGACUCCCCCUCUCCACACAGUCCCCGACCUGUCCCACAGUCCGCUCACCCAACAGCCCAGCAAACCCCCUGAUGAUUUCUACAACAUGCAAGGGGACGCUCACACAGAGGUGGACGCUCUGGACCCGAGCAUCAUGGACUUUGCCCUGCAAGGUAAUCUGUGGGAAGAAAUGAAGGACGACAGCUUUAACCUGGAUGCUUUAGGCACCUUCAGUAACUCGCCUCUCCGACUAUCAGACUGUGACUUGGGAACAGCCAAUCUCCCUCCCGUCUCCAGUGGCGCAAACCUGUCGCUGUCAGACGUGCAGGUGACGGGGCUCUACACCUACGCUUCCCAAGAUGCCCUGUCUUCCCAGUACAUGGGAGCACCAUCUAACAGCAAGCCUAUUGCCCUGCUCUGAACCAGCCAAACUGUUUCUAAUAGAUUCCACUGUCUGGAUACUUUUAAAAGGAGGCCUGAAAUCAAAGCCUAAAUGUUGGUUUCUUCUGUCCGACUGAAAGUAUCACAGCUGGAGAACCACCUGGAGUCCGCAGAAAAACUCACUGAGAAGUGAAAAAGAGACGACUGUAAGAAAGACAAAGCAAGACUGCAAGUAUCUGGUUUUGCCAAGCAAAGACUGAAAGCCUGUAUGAGAACACGAGUGUUAGUACACACCAGUUUUUCUACUGUUCACACUGCAUUUUAAAGCCUUUCCAUAAAUGUAGCUCCCUUACUCUUGCCUGUUGUAUUGUGCUAGACAUUUUUGCUGUGAUGUUUUAUUUAUAUUUAUAAAAAGACAGCUGGAGAAAGUAAUGACUCUAUCAAUGUUUUUGCUGUAUAUAUUUGAAUGUUUCAAAUUGCUAUCACCACAGAAAAGCUUUCUGACUUCAUUCCCAAAUGUGAAGGUCUGCCAACACUUCCUGUUUAUUCCAACACUUCCUGUUCACACAUUAUCAUUUUACACAUGGAUUAACAUUUCUGAAGGUCUGGUACAUCUUACGUUCACUAACUUGAUCAUAAUAAAAGUCAAAUGGGUAAAUAAAAGAAGCUUCUUCAUAU